Molecule: messenger RNA, 156 nt
Organism: Cryphonectria parasitica EP155
Lineage: Eukaryota; Fungi; Ascomycota; Sordariomycetes; Diaporthales; Cryphonectriaceae
Exons: 1
Source: RefSeq, a predicted model, not a curated record
GGUUUUGAAGUUAUACUUUGUUCUUUCUGUAUCUCGAAGGGGUUGGAGUGUAAGAUAAUGGAAGAUAUUAAAAGGUAUUCCUGUUGUGUUCGCUGGAAUCGUUCUUGCGAUGAUUCCAGUAUUCCGGUGAAUGCUUAUAGGUUUGCUUUUUUUUGA